UCCGCCCAAUGGUCAGUGGAGCUUCGUGUUUACUGGUGGUGGAGUCCAGCAGCUGCGAUGGAGAUGGACGCGUGGUACAUGGACAGCUCGGCCGAGGACCAGAGGAGGCCGCACCGACUGGAGCCGAACCAGUCCGCCUCACUGGGAGCGCUGGAGCAGCUCGGGGUGUUCCACAGGAAGUUGAAUGCUGAUAUCUACGAAACAGACCCAGAGCUGGAGCAGAUCCGCAAAGACCAGGGCUACAGCUACAUGGACAUCAUCACCAUUCACAAGGACACUCUACCGGGCUAUGAGGACAAGCUGAAGAUGUUCUUCGAGGAGCACCUGCACCAGGAUGAUGAGAUCCGCUACAUCCUGGACGGCCGGGCCUACUUUGACGUCAGGGACAAGGAGGACAGAUGGAUCCGAAUUUCUAUGAACAAAGGAGACUUGAUCACUCUCCCGGCAGGAAUCUACCACCGCUUCACCCUGGACGAGACCAACUACACUAAAGCCAUGCGGCUGUUUGUGGGGGAGCCUGUGUGGAAGGCGCACAACCGUCCAGCUGAUGACCUGGACAUCCGUUCCAAGUACAUGGCUUCUCUGCAGGGAUCCUGAGAGAGGAAGAUGCUGCACACGUUCUCAUCAUUGACAGACUGGAAUCCAUCAGGGUCUCUGAUUGGGUUCUACCAGGGCAAUGUAGCAGGUUUUACAUCAGUAUGUUAAAGGAGAUUAAAACAGAAUGAUUAAGAUGUUUAUAUCGAGGCAAAUUAAACGAAAUGAAGCUUACAUUUAGACAGUCUCAGUGGAAAUCUGAAUAAUUACUUAAAAGCUCUCAGAUGCAAGCUUUUAAUUUUUGUUUUAUAUUUGUGUACUUCAAAACACUAUACUUAAGUAGCAAAUACUUCAGACUUCACUACAGUUACUAACAUACAAUCUGAAGUACCCAUAAAUAUAUAAAGUAGUUCAUAUAAUUACCACCCCUGCUGCUCUGACAGAACUCUUGUAGGAUGAAGGAAUAGAUUUUCUGGAGAUAGUUAUUGUUAUGAUCAGGUGCAUUAUGGAGACUGUUAGGUGAUCCGUACCAACACUAACAAGUUUUAAUAACCUCCCCAAAUCUUACCUAAAUCGGUGAACUGUGUGGUGCUGGUGGAUGAAGAUAUUUAAGUGAGAGUGAGAGAAAUUAACAAAAUAGAUCUACAACCAGACAAUCUCCAAAUCAUAUUCUACUGGGAAAAAAGGUCUAAAAGUCUAAAUUACAAUGAAUAGCAAUAUUUCACUUAGGAAGGGGCCGUUUGGCAAAUUAACCCCUCUGUCAUUGGUACGUUCUUCAAAUAUGUAGCUGGUGCUUUAUAUUAUAUAAGUAUAAACUAUGAUUUAUAUAUAAGUUUCGCUUUUGGGUAAAGCUUUGAUUGCAGAGAUCUAAAAUGGGCUAAUUAGCACUAGUGCACACUGACACUUAAUAUUGUUCUAUCACAGAAUUAUGAGCAUCAGUGUAUAUAUUGUCCGAUAUAAAAACCUUUAUUUCAGGUCGAGAUACAGAAAAAAAAAGCUUGGGGUGAAUGAGAAAUGAUGUAAUCAGUUUGUCCAGCAGAUGGCGCUCUGACUCCAUUGUUUACAGCAGGGGUUUUCAACUGGUUUUGUCCCAGGGACCACCAUUCUGACUAGAAAGUAAUCCGUGGCCCACUGAUGUGCCUACGUGCAUCUCUGGGUCUAUUCAUUCUGUCGGGAGAACUGCUACUGGAUAGACAAAAUUCUUAGAGCUCUCCUAAGAAAUUGUUUCUCAACCAGCGAACGUGGUAAAGUUGACUGUUAUUGCAAUCAAUUGUUUUGGCUAUUAUGACAAUUUAUUUUUCUCAUUACAAAGUAUUUGUUUUUCGCUCUUUUGUUUUAUUUAAUAUUUUCACUAUUAAUUCUGCCCUUUUGCUCGUCUUUUUGGGAAAAUAAAAAUUCCCAUCAUACAAACAACAUCUCCAAGACCUCCUGAGUUUUUCUACCUAGAGUCCAUGGCACUUUGUGCAUAUAGUUAGUUUCCUUAAGAUCCUGUUGUUUAGUUUGGGUCAUAUAUUGUUAUAUAAUUUGAGUUGAGUGGCAUUGACUAACAUUGUGGAAACUCUUUCCUCUAUUAUCUAUUCCCUGCCAAAAUAAAGAGCAUGUGCAUGA
This is a messenger RNA of Limanda limanda (common dab), 2142 nucleotides long. It is a transcript of the gene adi1, whose product is annotated as acireductone dioxygenase 1. The record is from RefSeq and is a predicted model, not a curated record. Bases 58 to 597 code for a protein of 179 amino acids. NCBI's taxonomy places the organism in Eukaryota, Metazoa, Chordata, Actinopteri, Pleuronectiformes, Pleuronectidae. The transcript has 4 exons. Gene Ontology annotation, molecular function: acireductone dioxygenase [iron(II)-requiring] activity.